This is a messenger RNA of Nematostella vectensis (starlet sea anemone), 1440 nucleotides long. Its product is annotated as mitochondrial chaperone BCS1. Bases 108 to 1370 code for a protein of 420 amino acids. Gene Ontology annotation, molecular function: ATP hydrolysis activity; ATP binding. The transcript has 4 exons. Lineage: Eukaryota; Metazoa; Cnidaria; Anthozoa; Actiniaria; Edwardsiidae. The record is from RefSeq and is a predicted model, not a curated record. Gene Ontology annotation, cellular component: mitochondrial inner membrane. Gene Ontology annotation, biological process: protein insertion into mitochondrial inner membrane from matrix; mitochondrial respiratory chain complex III assembly.
ACUUUUUCGGAUGCGGGCUCGUCCAAAAGCAAUAUGGCGGACGGGAUUGAGCUUUUUCUGUAAAACCAGCAAUUUCAUAUGUAUUUUCCCCGCCUUUAGUCUAGAGAAUGCCGAUUACUGAUUUGAUACCGUCUCUGGAGGGCAACCCUUACUUUUCCGCAGGAUUUGGUUUGGUUGGUGUUGGGGCAGUGCUUGCAGCUUUGCGUAAGGGAAGUCUGCAUGGACUUGUAGCUCUGCGACGAUUCGCUCUAACUACUCUUGAAGUCCCUUCCAAAGACAAAAGCUACCACUGGGUUUUACAGUGGAUCACAGCACAAGUUAGCAGAGCGCAGCAUUUAAGCGUAGAAACGACAUUUCAACAGCACGAAACAGGAAGAGUUUCUACUCGCUACGAUUUCGCCCCAAGUCCAGGAACUCAUUUUUUCCAGUACAGGAAACAUUGGAUUCGCGUGGAGCGAUCCCGGGAAAAAAUGGUUGAUCUUACAACAGGCGCACCUUGGGAAACAGUGACACUGACAAUGCUCGGUAGAGAUAAACAAGUGUUUUUCGAUCUUCUCGACGAGGCACGGACCAUGGCGCUAGCUAAAACAGAAGGGAAAACGGUCAUGUAUAUCCCCAUGGGGGCCGAAUGGAGACAGUUUGGUUUUCCCCGGAGGAAGAGACCGUUGAACUCAGUGAUAUUGGAUGAAGGGAUAGCAGAGGGAAUACUUGCAGAUGUUAAGGAAUUUAUUGGAAGCCCUAGAUGGUACAUGGAUAGAGGUAUUCCAUAUAGAAGAGGAUAUUUACUGUAUGGACCUCCUGGCUGUGGCAAGAGCAGUUUUAUUCAAGCGCUUGCUGGUGAACUAGACUACAGCAUAUGUGUUAUGAACCUGAGUGAUCGCAGCCUGACUGAUGACAGGCUCAACCAUUUGAUGAGUGUGGCACCCCAGCAAAGCAUCAUUCUCUUAGAAGACAUUGAUGCUGCAUUUGUAAAGCGUGACGAGACCAAUGCUGCUAACAAGGGAGGUGGCAUGUACCAGAACAGGGUCACAUUUAGUGGUCUCCUAAACACACUGGAUGGAGUGGCGUCCUCGGAGGAAAGGGUUGUCUUUAUGACCACCAACCAUCUCAAGCGCCUUGACCCCGCCCUUAUCCGUCCAGGAAGAGUUGACUUCAAGCAGGAGAUUGACUGGGCCUCAAGGUCGCAAUUAGUGCGAAUGUUUGCACGGUUCUAUCCAGAGCAACCAGCAACAGUUGCCACUGAGUUUGCAGACCGUGUCAUGGAUGGUACAGGGAAGAAAAGCAUAGCUCAAGUGCAGGGCCAUUUUAUGAUGUUCAAAGGAGACUCAAGGGGUGCAAUAAGUAACGUGGAACUUAUGGAUAAAACAUGACACUCAUAUAAUGGAAAUUAAAUUUGUCUGUUGUGAUAGAAUGAGAAAAUAAACAAAUACUUUGUCAAAA